AAAUGUUUUGUUUAGGGGUCUCAUCAAAAUAGGACUUUAAAAGGUCAGAGGCAAACUGUCUAUUUUAUCUUUUUCUAUUUCGGACAGGGAGAGAGAGAGAGAUCACCGACUCCGGCGGGAGACUAUUUGAAAGAGAGAGAAAGGAGAAGUUGUUGGUGUGGAUUCCAAAAUACUUGCCCUUUUCCAUCUUUCUUGUUUGUUGUGAGUCUUCCUUCUUCUUCUUCUUCGUGUAAUUGAUUUCUCCAAUGGUGGCAUCGAUAAGGUCAGCUCUAUUGCUCUGCUUCUUAGCCGUUUCUUCGCUACGAUGCGUCUCAUCAUCAUCACCACCACCACCUUCUAUGCGCCAUCAGCCAUCGGAAACGUUGUUCUUCAACACUCUCCAAUCCCAGUGCCCUUUGUCCUAUUCUCCCAAUUCGCCUCUCGAGGUGAAUGGAGACUUCCUUGACAGAACAUUGGCUGCCAAAUGGGGGAAUGCAUAUACUUCCAUACUCUUCUAUGCAUCAUGGUGUCCUUUCUCACAUAAUGUCCGUUUGACAUUGGAAGUCUUGGGUUCCAUGUUUCCUGAAAUUGAACAUUUGGCAGUUGAACAAUCUUUAGCCAUGCCAAGCAUGUUUUCAAGAUAUGGUGUACAUAGCUUUCCCAUGAUAUUACUAGUGAAUCAGACUUCAAGAAUGCGAUUCCGUGGCUCAAAAGAUCUUCUCUCCCUUGUCAUCUAUGAACCAGAAAUUAACAAGAGAACCAUACCUAGUACUCUCUAUAUUGUUCCUUUGUUUGAGGGUGCUUAUAUUUGUGUUCCCAAAAGUCUUAUCUCGUUUCAAAGAUUUUUGGGCAUCAUAUGGACCCCAUCUAAACUUGGAAAUAUUUGGAAAGACAAGCCAAAUGUUGGGGCGAGUAUUUCAGAUGAUCAACGUGAAGAGGAUUUGGACCAAGCUAAGAGUAUGCAAGACCAGGAACUUCCAUCAAGGUGCCAAGAGCGCACGAGUGUGGGCUUCUUCACUGGCUUCUGUCUCUCUGGGUGAAACCUCAUCUUCCCGCUUAUGAUCCCAAGGUGGAAAGUAAGAUCCUGCAUCGAGUGAAAUUGAGUGGAUAGAGUUUCUUGUCAUAAUUUUAAUAACUGUCAUGAUUGCACCAUGAGUAGUCUCUCUUUCUUUCUCCAUCUUUUUGUUUUACUUUUCUAAUAUAUACAUAUUCUCUCUAAUUCCCCAAUUGUGGUGCUACUAGAGAUUCGGCGAAGAAGAAGAAGAAGUCAUUUUUGAGUUAGGUUUCUAUAUUGGGGGAGGUAACCAAGCAUGUAAAUUCAAGAACAGCUAAAAAGCCAAGAACAUAUCGUGUUGUAUACUAUGACUCAGGAAAAGCAUGUCUAUUUUGACACUUUAGUGGAAUGUAUGUAUGCAAGUGUUGG
Molecule: messenger RNA, 1402 nt
Organism: Ilex paraguariensis (yerba mate)
Lineage: Eukaryota; Viridiplantae; Streptophyta; Magnoliopsida; Aquifoliales; Aquifoliaceae
Source: the annotation of a GenBank genome assembly